Molecule: messenger RNA, 999 nt
Organism: Symbiodinium sp. CCMP2592
Lineage: Eukaryota; Dinophyceae; Suessiales; Symbiodiniaceae
Source: the annotation of a GenBank genome assembly
AUGACAUGGCCUUGUUACCGGCGAUGGUGGCGCUGGCUACAUUGGAUUCCUGCUGCGCUGACUGUGCACUUCGCAAAGGACUUCGGAGGCUUCUCAGCGCCUGGCGGCCAGGGCCAGAAACGACUGGUAGAGCUGGGCGUCCCGACGAGAGAGGCGGCAGGAGUGGCUGCUUUGGCCGAGGCGCUAGCGGCGGAAGGCCCAGAGCCACUCGCAGACCCACUGACGCUGCUCCGGUUCUACAGGGCCCGCAGACGCGACGUGGAAGCAGCCGCUGGCAUGUACAAUGCUACCCUGGCAUGGCGUACCAGUUUCUCCAUCCCGCUAGUGAUGGAUGCUUACGGCGAGCCUGGGCAUUACAAACCGGACUCCGGCCGUGCCACAGACCCUGCCACUUGGUCUUGGGUGUGCGCUCCACGCACCCCUCGGUCUCAGCUGGCCAUGCGCCAUGCAUUCUUCGGUCGAAUCUGCACGCAAAAGGCAGACGAGCCCAUCUUGAUAUGGCGGGCCGGCAGCGCAGACUACAAGGGGAUAGUGCGAGAAGACAUGGUCGAUCUGAUGAUCCAAGCCUUCGUCGUUCACCUGGAGGAUGCGCUGCAAGCUUCACGGGCAGCAUCCAUGAGAAAAGGCGAGCUGGUUCGUGCCCGUCUCAUCAUAGACUGUGAUGGCUUCGGCUUCGACAAUGCGCGGUAUAUACCGAUUCUGCGGAGGAUCAUCAGCCUUGGCAAAUCCUACUUCCCUGAGGUUACUGCCUCUGUGACGGUGGUGCGGGCACCCGCCUUCCUUGCCACUUUCUACGGACUGAUUAGGCCCUUCCUGCCUAAGCUGCUGCAGGACAAGGUAUGCAUACUGGGCAAAAAUUUCGCUGCAGGCUUGCAACGGCACACAGGGCUGGAUAUAGCAAUGCUGCCGCUUUUCCUCGGUGGGAGCUCGACUGAAACUGGGAUGGCCGAAGCUCUUCCCGUGCCUACGGAUGCCUGGAGUUCUGCCUCUUCGUCUUGA